AUGUUCAAGACUAUGCACAGGACCAGACAACAAGUUUUAAAAAAUGAUGCCAGACCAUUAGAAGCAGCCAGAAUAAAAAUAAAUGAAGAAUGCAAAAGUAACAAAAGUGAGACUUCUCCUAAGAAAUUAGAGGAGCUAAUGAAAAUAGGUUCCGAUGUUGAACUGUUACUGAGAACAUCUGUUAUACAAGGUAUCCACACAGACCACAAUACACUGAAAUUGGUCCCUAGGAAAGACCUUCUUUUAGAAAAUAUGCCAUAUUGUGAUGCACCAACACAGAAGCAGUGAAUUUUCUAGGAUGAAACAAAUCUUUAUACCUUUCAAUUUUAACAUCUGCAACUGUGGCAAAAAUCCUAAGUUUACAUUCUUCUGGCAUAUUGAAAAUUAAUAAGAAUAGCUUCAUAAUUAAACUUCAUGUUAAAAGAACAGCACUGAAAACUGUAGAAGAUAGUUACUUCUAAAGAGUACUAUAUAAGAAAUUUUGUUUUCAUUGAAAAUCAAGCCAUGUAAAGUGAAGUACAUACUUAAUGAGGUAUCUUCCAUUUCUUUUCUUUGGCCACAAUAGUUUUUUAGCUAUUUGAGAAUACUUUGUUUUUAGACUGGCGCCAUGGCGUGGUAGGCUGAGUCUGCACCUGCAAUGUUGGCAUCCCACAUAGACACAUAUUUGAGU
Molecule: messenger RNA, 670 nt
Organism: Ochotona curzoniae (black-lipped pika)
Lineage: Eukaryota; Metazoa; Chordata; Mammalia; Lagomorpha; Ochotonidae
Product: complex III assembly factor LYRM7-like
Exons: 2
Coding region: 1-288 (95 amino acids)
Biological process (GO): mitochondrial respiratory chain complex III assembly
Source: RefSeq, a predicted model, not a curated record